AUGUCCCUCCGCCGCGCCCCAAUGGGCGUCAUCCCACAAUCUCCUGAGGAGCAAAGAGCUCAAGCUGCGCGGGAAUCACUCGAUAGUCAGUACUACACUCGUUUUCGCUUGUUAGCACGACGCGUCGAAAGCGGAUAGGCAUUCCCCUCCUUUCUUUGCGAAGCUGACACGUGCUUUCACUUGUUCAUCCCCUUUGCGUCGUACAGUCCUCUUGGAGAUGAGCACAUUACUCAAUACAGGUGAGUCGACAUGCUGUCAGAAUGCCCCAUGCCCUUCAUCCCUGAGCUAACGACCCCAUCCACGUUUAAUGACUCAGGCCUCGACCGAACCCAACUGGCCCUCUGCAUCAAGAUGUUAGAAGACGGUGUCAAUCCCGACGCUUUAGCCGUGAGUACUUCCAACCAUGUGUUAAGAAGCUCCGACCUGGCUUGUUUCUAAAGGAUUUACGUUUCGUCGCCUUGGUCCACUCGCAGACCGUCAUUAGGGAUCUACGCGCCGAAGCGACCGGCAAGACGAUCGGGUCGACGGGGUCGUUGGGUACACGGUGA
Microbotryum saponariae is the source of this 548-nucleotide messenger RNA. NCBI's taxonomy places the organism in Eukaryota, Fungi, Basidiomycota, Microbotryomycetes, Microbotryales, Microbotryaceae. The record is from the annotation of a GenBank genome assembly.